This is a messenger RNA of Mytilus trossulus (common blue mussel), 692 nucleotides long. RefSeq lists its product as uncharacterized. The record is from RefSeq and is a predicted model, not a curated record. The transcript has 4 exons. The coding region runs from base 74 to 625 and encodes 183 amino acids. NCBI's taxonomy places the organism in Eukaryota, Metazoa, Mollusca, Bivalvia, Mytilida, Mytilidae. Gene Ontology annotation, cellular component: plasma membrane.
GCAGUUCUUACAUCUAUUUGGUUUGUUUGGAAUUGUUGGCAGACUGGUAGUAGCUGAGCAAAACCAUAUCACCAUGACACUGAAUGGAGCAAAGGAUGUUCCUGUCAGAGGAUUUCUCUUAUCUGAAAACAAAUCUGAUGUUGCACCAAUGACUGACGCAAAAAUAAUUACCAAAUUAGACAGUAUUGAGAAAAAAAUCAAUCUACUUGAUGCUGUAAUGACGAAAGUGGAUCGCCUUAAAGAAAUCACGAACACGAGUACUCAACGGUUAACUGCAAUAGAAAUGGGCUUGAAGGACAUGAAGAAGGACGUAAAAGACAUUCCUUUUUCGAAUGUUCAUCGUGAAACGACAGGAUAUAUUGGAUGCUAUAAAGAUUGUGGAGGUCGAAUGCUGAACGCAAAGUCAAACAUGCAUGUAAACGAUCUUUCGUUAGCAAAAUGCAAAAGUAUCUGCAAAGGAUAUAAAUACCUUGGUUUACAGUAUACUAGACAGUGUUUUUGCGGGAACAAAAUGGACACCGUUAAAUUUCCACGAGUACCUGACAGUGAAUGUAAAAUGCCAUGUAGUAAAGAAAAGAGCAGGAUGUGUGGCGGCGGAUGUAGAAAUUCCAUAUACUACGUAUGAGAGGAUGCAAAAAUCAGGCAACGAAAUACUCCAAAACUGAAUGCAAUUAAACUUAUUUUAACAUCUA